Molecule: messenger RNA, 882 nt
Organism: Durusdinium trenchii
Lineage: Eukaryota; Dinophyceae; Suessiales; Symbiodiniaceae
Source: the annotation of a GenBank genome assembly
AUGGCUGUACAAGUUGAUAGGCCAAUCGAGCUAGAAGAUCUCGAUACCUUAAAAGCAGAGCUUCAGGAACUUCGGAAGGAGUGCUCCCAACUGGACUGCGAGUUGAGGAGCACCAAGCGAAGCUUGUCAGCCGCCAAGGUACGGCAAGAGGAGCUGCAACAGAAGGUAGAUCUUCGAGAAGCCGAAAAUACAGAGAUCUCCCAGAAGUUGGGCUCCGCUGAGAAGGACUUUACAGAUCUUCAGCACUGGCGGCAAAAAACCAAGGAGCAGGCACAAAAGGCAAAGGAGCUGCAAGAGGGUAUCGAGACCGAGCGCCAGAACAGCGAUGCGCGCAUUGCUGAACUCCGACAGAUGGUCCAGCGCCAAGGACGUCCCAAUUCGGCUAAGGCCGAUGAGGCCGAGGAGACCCGACGCCGGCGCAUCGCUCUGGACGACACAUGUGGGCGGCUGCAGAUCCUCCGGGACUACAUCUUGGGGUCUUUACCAGACAUGGAGCCCAAAGAGCUCGAGCUCCUUCUCCAAGAUGAGGAAGAGCACCCGAAGGAAGACGACUCAAACAUUGACACUGAGAUUGCAGAUCAGGUCAUGAAAGAUCUACAGCAGGAGCAUGAUAACGCCAUCAAGGAACUCGUGGAGAGCGUCAACAGUUUGAUCGACAAGAAGAAUAACACAUGGAAAAAGAUCAAUAAAGGUAUUUUGCCCUUGUGCCUUUUGAGACUUGAACGCUGUGCUCCACAAGAUCACACAACCAUUCGCGAGGUUCUCGACGCGGCAGCUGCGCUGUGCCGCGUCCGUGUGCAGCAGGGAGAUGAAACGCUUUGGAAAGCGAGGGUGCCAGAAGCAGAUGGCAAGCUGGAUACUGCAGAAGGUGAGCCCUCCUAG